AUGGGCAAACAUGACAUGUCUGAUCAUAUUUAUGACAACACCAACUGGAUGAAAAAGGAUUCAUUUGGAAUUAGGAAAUCUGCCAAAGAGAAGCAACGUAGACCUAUCCGUGCCAAGGUUCUUGCUGCUCUCCUCAUCCUGUCUCUGCUGGUUAAUGGAGUGCUGGCAUACUUGUAUGUCACUAAAUACAAAAAUGUGCUGAUGCAUUGCGAGCCAGGAACAAAUUGCUCAAAUGCAGACCAUGAUCAAGGUAGUCCGGGCUGCAUAUAUGAUGAGGACUGGAGGUCAAUAAACUACUGCCCAGAUUUGCCAGAGCAGUGGUAUAAGGGCAACGGCAGAUUUUACGUUUUCUCCAGUCACAACAAGACCUGGAGCUCCAGCAGAAAGUAUUGUCAGGAUCUGGGUGGAGAUCUGGUCAUUAUCAACAACACAGAGGAGAAGGGAUUUCUUGCUCAGAGACUGUGUGUUGCUGGUGAAUCUGAUCUCUACUGGGCUGGGAACAAGGAUGGGAAUCUGAAUCCCAAAGACAACUGUGCUGUUCUUAAAGGAAAUACACAAGAAAACAUUUAUUGCUUAAGAGAAGAGAAGAGCAUUUGUGAGAUCCCAUGCCUUCAAUAA
This is a messenger RNA of Sinocyclocheilus anshuiensis, 618 nucleotides long. RefSeq names its product C-type lectin domain family 4 member E-like. Bases 1 to 618 code for a protein of 205 amino acids. The transcript has 6 exons. The record is from RefSeq and is a predicted model, not a curated record. Lineage: Eukaryota; Metazoa; Chordata; Actinopteri; Cypriniformes; Cyprinidae.